CCUAGUCAGUCCGUAGUCGGAAUGGUACUGUUAAUUUUCAUCGUGAUUUUAGGAAGCUGUUUGUAUUUCAAUUCUUCAAUCUGCAUUUUAUUCAAUUCACUAUCUUAUGUUCCGAAUUCGGCUCUGAAAGUUGAUUGUGAGAAGCAGCUGUUGCCUUUCAUAAUUCAUGUCAAAAAGGAUCACAAUCGCUCCCACUCUUUAUGUCCACCUGAUUAAGUUUUCAGCAUUCGUUCGAGAAGAAUUUGGUCUCUCUCACAUAAACGGUACCAAAAAGAGGGUAUUGCCUCUAUGUCUAAAAGACUUGACAGUCCUCAGUACGAUGAUCAUACAUCAAUUCAUUCAAUAGCCAGCGAGGAACACACUCGAAAUCUAGAGCACAUCCCAACUCAAUUCUCUCACACUCAAGAUGCGCCAAUUGAACCAUACACCUCGAAUAUUGAGGUCUCUGACGAGAUCUACGACGGACUUCCUCAUUCCAAGAAAGUAGUAAUUGUUGCACUGCUCUCUUUUUGCAGCUUUCUUGCUCCCAUUUCGAGCACCACAGUUCUGGCUGCUAUUCCAGAAGUUGCAGCUACCUACCGCAGCACAGGAACAAUCAUCAACUUAAGCAAUGCACUUUAUUUGCUCUUCAUGGGUCUGAGCCCGUGUUUCUGGGGUCCAUUGAGCCAAGUUUAUGGAAGACGAGUGGUUCGCUUCCCCUUACUUCUUCGUCUGACAGGUUUGGAAAUGCUAACCGAUAGUGUAGAUAUGCUUGACAACAGCGGUUUUGUUUUGCUGCUGCUCACUUGGUACAGCACUGUCGCCGAACUUGGUUUCAUAUUUCAUCUUUCGCAUUCUUACUGCUUUUGAAGGCACUUCCUUCCUGACCAUUGGUGCUUCGUGUAUUGGCGACAUCUACCGACCCACAGAGAGAGCCACAGCAAUGGGAUGGUUUCUCUCUGGCACGCUCAUCGGACCAGCCUUUGGUCCCUUCAGUAAGUUGCCCAGUAUCUUCACCUUUUACUUACAACUUACAAGAAAACAGUCGGAGGAAUCAUCGUCACUUUCAAAUCCUGGCGCGUAAUCUUCUACCUCCAAACAACCCUCGCUGGCGCGGCCGUAAUCGGAGCAUACUUCCUCCUUCCAGAAACAGCGCACCGCAAGAAGUCCGACGAUUUAGUAGGCCUUCCCCUCCGCGCCAAGGGUCGCGUACUGUGGGGAAUGCUUAACCCAUGGCGAGUAAUUCGUCUCUUCCGCUACCCGAAUCUCCUCAUCGCAGCUUUAGCAUCUUCCAGUCUGGUUUGGAACAUGUACUCUCUCCUCACACCAAUCCGGUACAUCCUCAACCCACGAUUCGGCCUCGCGACUCCCAUCCAAAGCGGCCUUUUCUACCUUGCUCCAGGAUGCGGAUACAUCAUUGGAACAUUUGUUGGGGGUCGCUACGCAGAUUACACGACCAUAUCUUGGAUUAAAAAACGAAACGGCGUUCGUGUCCCUGAAGACCGAUUACGUUCAGCCCUUCCAUUCAUCGGCAUAGUAAUACCAGUUUGUAUGCUGAUCUACGGAUGGAGUAUCGAGAAACGAUUUGGAGGCGUUGCUCUACCCGUGAUCAUGAUGUUUAUCCAGGGUGUGGCGCAGCUUUUUUGCUUCCCGAGUUUAAAUACUUAUUGUUUGGAUGUGAUGCAGGCGAAUGGUGCGGAGGUUAUUGCGGGGAAUUACAUGAUUCGAUAUCUGUUUGCGGCGAUGGGGAGUGCGACUGUGCUCCCUGCUGUGCAAAAGAUUGGUGUUGGGUGGUUCUCGACGAUCAGUGCGGGCUUCUUGGUUGCAAGUGCCGUGGGAACUGGAGUGGCGAUUUUAUGGGGAAUGAAAUGGAGAGAUGGUAUUGAUAGGAAGAUGAAAGCGAAGAGGGGCGAGAAAAUGACAGGAGAUGAGGCUACUGAGAAGGGAGAGCAAAAGUUUAUUGAGGGGAGGGAGGAUGAGAAAGUUUGAUAUUCUGGAGGGCGGAUCUAAUAAAACGAAACUUGGAGUCAUUGGAUCCAGACCAAUAUUGGGCACAAAAUACAUAGAAGCUACAGAUUCAUUUGGGGAAUUACACUUUGGGCAUUAUAAAAACCAGUUCAAAGGCUGCUGGUUUUGCUUAGAGAUAGAGUACUAGCUAAAUCAAUAGCUAAAGUAUACAGAAGAAUAAAAAAAAG
Molecule: messenger RNA, 2174 nt
Organism: Hymenoscyphus albidus
Lineage: Eukaryota; Fungi; Ascomycota; Leotiomycetes; Helotiales; Helotiaceae
Source: the annotation of a GenBank genome assembly